Molecule: messenger RNA, 4602 nt
Organism: Nerophis lumbriciformis (worm pipefish)
Lineage: Eukaryota; Metazoa; Chordata; Actinopteri; Syngnathiformes; Syngnathidae
Biological process (GO): lipid transport; lipoprotein metabolic process
Cellular component (GO): extracellular region; membrane
Molecular function (GO): lipid binding
Source: RefSeq, a predicted model, not a curated record
CCAUAUCAGGUCCUGGCGCUCCGAGGGGGAAUAGCGAAGAGUUUCCGCCUCCAUCGCUCGCAACACCUCCCAUGUACCUUCGUCGAACUCCUCGAUGGCCGCCGCGGGAGAAUUAUUUGCUGGCUUCCUACUGUAACGACGUGGUCGCAUAGUGAUGCGGGUGUGGUUCUCCCAAGGAUGCAGACGGCUUCGGACACAGCUUGCAGAGUUUUGACAGGUCACUGUUGGAUGAUAUGAUAAGCAUCGUGGAGACGAACGGCGUGCUUUUUGUUGUUGCUGACAUUCCUCAAAAAAACAAUACUCCCGUUUUCCAGAAAGUUUGAAGAGAGAACAAACAAACACGAAGAACAUGAGAGCAGAAAUGGAGGGGACAUUGGAUGGAGACCGCGCCACAAGCGAAAGACGACCUAGUAUUUUGCUGCUUCAAAACAUGCUGAGAAAAGCUUCGCAAAGUUCACUCGACAAUGAAUACCAGACUCUCGUUUCAUCGCCCUCUGAAUUAAGCGUUUCUCCUGUGGAUGGUUGGAGAAGCAAACAGAACGCCUUUAAGACGGAGAACAAUCAGCCGGCGCCUGCUUCAGCUGAGAUCAAAGCAUCUACUUUGUUCGCACGAAGCUCUCAGAAUGGGGCCAGCAGCAACCCUUUUUAUUCGUAUUACAUGGAAUCUGAGAACAAGUACAACCAAGAUCAAGACAGCAUCUCUGUCCCUCAGCCCCAAUUCCAGAGUUCUCCUCUGGAAAAUGAAGCCACAAUGUCUGACCCUCAUAAGGACUUCAUUCAGGCUUUCAGCCUAAACCACGUGCAGGACAGCUUUCCAACAUCCCAAAGUGUGUCUUCAAGCGGCCAUUAUCACGGCGCCAACCACAAAUCGGUAGAUACCUACACGAAGAACCUUCCUGAAAACCUCUACAAGGACUCAAAUUCAUACAGCUCAAACAUGCAGGAUCUUUACCAAAAUUCCAGAGAAGAUGAGAAAGUCUUGGCUAAAUAUCCCAGCACUUUUGCGAAUCCGUCCCCUGACAAGGAUCUCUUCACCUCCUCAAAGGGUCCAGUGUCGAACCUGUUUUAUUCUGCCUCCACCAAGUUUCAAACAAACGGAGGAGGAUUCCCUCAUAAUAACAAACUUGCUGACUCUGGAUUAUCUGGGUCAGAUCUGGAUGCAUUCUCCCCUUUCUCCACUGCAGAGCCAUUCCCCAGCCCGCUAGUAAAGAAUUUAUUUGGAGAUGGUGGCAAUGCCAGGGACUCAUUUGGUGCAAAGCCAUUUGAUAGCAAGGAUAAUUUUAGGUCGUCACCCCUGGUCCAAUCAAAUUAUUCUGACGCACAGCACGAGAUUGUGCUCACCACUCCGCAGGGAAGCAAGCACGGAAUCCUCCACCCGACCCCCUUCAAUCAGGCCCAGAAACUGAUGGGGUCGCCGGAUUCUUCUCCGACUGAGUCAGAGCACGUGCAAUUCUCUAGGCGUCCACCAAAGCCACUGCCUCGUUCCAAACCUUCCAGGCCACCCAAGCCAGCAUACUCUGUGGAGCCUGAUGCAGCUGUGUCUCCGAAACCUCCUCCAAGACCGUUUAAACCGCUACCCAAGCUGCCCAUUCACCUCAAAACCGAUGCUGAGGACAACAAAGCGGCUGAGUCGGAGGGCUACCCCGUCUUUGAGGACAUUUUGCUGAUGGGACAGGAGAGGUGUGUAGAAGACUGGCCAGAGGACAGUCCUCAGCUGGACCCCGGCUUCAAACCAUCCGGGACGUUUAAACUCCGCCGUGAAUCCCUAAAAGUGAAGAUGGACCAUGAGAUAGCAGAAAGAGGCAGUGGAGAAGAACAGGAUGAUUAUGGAACUCAGGGCAAGAAAAAGGGGAGGAAGUUCUCCCUGAUGUCCAGAAGAGGCUCAAAGGACACAUUUCCUGAUGACAACAGGAGCUUCACUUUACCUACACAAAGAAAAUUAUCAAAGGACUAUUUUUACGACAUGGAUUCAUCACCAGUUGAGAAAGAAGAUGGAGUGCAAAGUUGGUCGGACACAAAGAAGGACCCUCUGAAGAACAAAGUCAACCAGCUGCUGAGGCGUGCGUCCACCAGUCUCAUCAACAAACAAUCGACUGCUGAAAGCAAGGAGGCCAUGUUUGACUACAGCACGAAUGUGGAAGAGAAAGUUGGACAAUGGGAGACUGACGGCUACACCAGUAAUGGCAAAAAGAAGAAGAAGUUCAAGUUAAUCUCAAAGAAACAUCUCCCUGGGGAGCAGUCCAAGGGGGCAUAUGGAUUCUCCAAUCGCACAGACUCAAAUGAGUAUGUAUUUGAGGAUGAGGACAGGUUAAGGACUCCUCAUUCCACCAGACAGGGCGGGCUCGUAGACAUGAAUGCUUUUUCUGCAAGCAUGCCCACUGGAUUGAAUGACCAAGAACCCUACUGGCCUGAGGACUACAAAACUCAGAAGAAAUCCAUGAAGAAGAAAUGGCUGCACUUGGCUCGCCACAACUCCAAGGAGGACAUGCCGAACACCAACGAGCAGUAUUAUGAAGAGCUGAACUCAGAUGACUACAAGCUGAAAAAAAACAAAUUCAAGGCUCAGUCUCGCAAACAAAAGCCGAUUCGCAGUUUACCUGAACUGGAGGAACCAGGCGCAUACAGCCAUGCUUCUUACGCAGAGGCGCCUUAUUCGGACCACUGGCUUGGCGAGGAUGAUGUCAUGCGGAGUGGAAACCCACGCAGGAGUACCAAAGUGGACUACAACUACGAAGUGGAUGAACUGGCAAUCUGCAAAACGAAAAAGUCAAAGCGCAAAAGCUUAUGGAAGCACAAAUCGAAGAACAAAGAGUGGGAUGACCCCAGCGAGGACUCAGCAGCCCUGUCAGAGGCGGCCCAUGCUGAAAUGCUGGCGGCUCAGAGGGACAUGGCGAACAGUGUGGAAGACACUGAGGGUGACGGGGACACGGACAGCUUGAUGGAAUGGUGGAACACAGUGGAACAAUGGGAUGAGCUUCCAUCAGACGAAGAGGAAAAAAACGAUGAUUCCACGUCCUUCACUAUCUUGGCGAACAAGGUUCAGCGAGGCCUGCGCGUCUUCAACAAAAUCUUCAUGGAGCGCGCCGAGGUUUUGUGGCAGCAUAUCAUCAGGCUGCACGCCCUGGCCGAUGACAUCAUCAUCUUCCACCAGAAAGCCAAGGCGGCAGGCAUCACCGGCGGCACCACGGCGGCCGUCGGUGGCGUGACAGCCAUCGCUGGCCUGGCCUUGGCACCUUUUACGUUUGGCGCCUCCCUCAUUAUCACGGCUGUCGGUGUAGGUGUCGCUACCGCUGGAGGGAUCACCACGGCCUCGGCGACCAUUUCGGAUAAUGUUAACAACAUGCAUGAGCGCAAGAAGGUGGAGGCAGUGCUACAGGAGUAUGAUCUUCACUUUCAGGACGUGGCCAAGGUCCUUAACUUCGUCAAUCACGGUAUCUACAAACUGCGCGGGCAUCCUUUCCUCCGGUCCGGCACACAGCACUACUCCGAGGACUGGGAGGUGCGCAAGGCAGUGCAGAUGAUCAGCCUGGUGGACUCGCCCGUCAUGCGAGCUUCAGAGGUCACCGAGACCAACCUGGCCUUAGUCCAAAGAUUUCACAGCAGCAUUGACAAGUAUUUCCUCAAGGAAUCCCGGGAGCUGAAGAGAAACUAUAAGAAGGAGUUUGUGGCUCAGAUAAAGGAGGUUGCCAAUGUGCUCAAUGAUGGAGUGGUGGAGCUCAACGCCAUCAGGGAGGAGUUACAGAGCGCGGUUGGGAACAUUUAAAUGUUGAGGAACAGCUGCACCUUGUGGAGGAGAUAUGCAAGAGUUCUAGGAGAGGACCAAAUAUUGUAUUACUGUAUCACUGAAAGAAAUACACCUUUGGCAACCAUUUGCUUAGUUAGCACGUCUGCUUUGCAGUCAGGAGAUGUGGGUUCAAGUAUCGACAUAGACUUUGCAUCUUCUCCAAGUGCUUGUUUGAGGGUUUUUUUAAGGUUUUUACGACUUUGGUACCAACCAGUCCAGAAUAUAACCUGCCUUUUGGCUGAAUUAAGCUGGGAUAGGCUGUAGCUCAUAUUCGUGACCCCAAUAAGGACAAUCCGUAUUGAAAAUGGAUCAAUAUAAAUACUUUUUAUUAUAAUAUGAAAAUCGUUCUUCUUGUUGUAGUUUGUCGGUGUAUUCAAAUGUAAGGCAUUUACACUUUUUAAAAAAAGCACUUUUUUGUGUGUGGGUUAAAUGGUGUGGUUCCCACUAGAGUGUGGCUUUAAAUUUUUCACUGUAGUUUAAACAAUAAUAGCACCAUGCAAUCCACGUAAACUACAAUUUAAUGAUUUAACUGAGGAACAGCAGUAUAUACAUAUAACAUUUUCAUAUUACAACAUUAUAGUAUUAUUCCAGCCAUUUUCUGGUGUAUGCAUAAGGCGGUGUUUUUAUAUUAAUAACAUGGACAGUAUUUGAAAUGAUUGCAUAUUAAAACACAAUGUUGUAUUGCAGAUACAUGUAUAUACAUAGUCAUAGCAUUUUAUAUGUGAAUGUUUUAAAAAUGUAUGUUUCUAAAUUUGGAAAUGUUUUACUGUAAAAGUAAAUGAUGGAAUAAAGAUAGUUUCUCACCUCAAAUUUAAUGG